AUGCAGCUUUCCGCCAGGCUCCUGCGCGUCCUCGCCUUCCUCCUUGCCGCCCUGCCGUCGUACGCGGACUCGGCCGCCGCGAUCGGCACGGCGCGUGGCGGCGACGACAGUCCGUCCCCGCCGUGCUCGCCGGCGGACCGGGCGGCGCUGCUGGGCUUCAAGGCGGGCGUGUCCGUGGACACGACGGGCAUCCUGGCGACGUGGGCGGGCAGCGACUGCUGCGGCGCGUGGGAGGGCGUGACCUGCGACGCCGCCACGGGGCGGGUCGUGGGGCUGCAGCUGGAGGCGCCGCCACCCAAGUCGCGGCACUACAUGCAGGGCGCGCUGUCGCCGUCCCUCGGCGGGCUCGAGUUCCUGGAGUCCCUGGUGGUCCGCGACAUGGCCAGGAUCGGGGACGCCAUCCCGGCGGCGCUGUCGCGGCUGCCGCGGCUCAGGCAGCUCUACCUUGAGGGCAACAUGCUGUCCGGGCCCGUCCCGGGGAGCCUCGGCGGGCUGCGGUCGCUCCAGUACCUGUCGCUCGCGGGCAACCGGCUGGACGGGCAGCUGCCGCCGGAGCUCGGUGCCGUCUCCGGCCUGGAGCAGAUCAACGUCGCCCGGAACCGCUUCUCCGGCGCGGUGCCUCCGAGCUACGUGAACCUGUCUAGGCUGGCGUACCUUGAUCUCGGCAGCAACCUCUUCUCCGGCGCCGUGCCCGGGUUUCUUGGCCAGUUCAGGAACCUGGCCUUGCUGGACCUCAGCAACAACAGCUUCUCCGGCGAGAUACCGGCCUCGCUCUGCACCCUGCACAGCCUGACGGAUCUGUCGCUGAGCCAUAACAAGCUCGGUGGCCAUAUUCCGCCGCAGAUGGGCACCCUCCGGUCUCUGAACUCUCUGGCCAUGGAUGGCAACAUGCUUGUAGGCUCCAUUCCGGCAUCACUCCUCGGCCUGCAGAAGCUGUGGUACAUGAACCUGUCAGGAAACGGGCUCUCCGGUCCACUCCCCACCGGUGCUGGUAACGCCUUGCCUUCCAUGGUAUCCAUGGACCUCUCCCACAACCGUCUCACCGGUGACAUUGACCAGCUGUUCAGAAGCUUGUCGACAGCAGCUAGCCACGGCAACAGGACUACUACUCCACAGAUUGUUCUUGCCCAGAAGCUAGAGCACCUGGACGUGUCGAAGAACAAGAUCACCGGUGCACUGCCUGACUUCGCCCGCGGCGCCGGGCUCAGGUGGCUUGACAUCUCGAGCAACGCCAUCGGCGGCCAGAUACCGAGCUCGAUCUCCAAGCUGAGCGGCCUGGAGAGGCUGGACGUGUCCAGGAACCGCGUCAGGGGCACCAUCCCUGCGUCCAUGGCGGAGAUGGUGCGCCUGCGGUGGCUGGACCUGUCGACGAACGAGCUCGUCGGGAGGAUACCGGACAACUUCACGAGACUGACGGGUGUGCGGCACGCGAGCUUUAGGGGCAACAGGCUGUGCGGGCAGAUACCGCAGGCCAGGCCGUUCAACCUGUUCCGUGCGGCCGCGUACGAGCACAAUCUGUGUCUGUGCGGCAAGCCAUUGCCGCCGUGCAGGAAGAUACGGUGA
Messenger RNA from Miscanthus lutarioriparius, 1563 nucleotides. The record is from the annotation of a GenBank genome assembly. Lineage: Eukaryota; Viridiplantae; Streptophyta; Magnoliopsida; Poales; Poaceae.